Messenger RNA from Aspergillus thermomutatus, 918 nucleotides. RefSeq lists its product as uncharacterized. The coding region runs from base 1 to 918 and encodes 305 amino acids. The record is from RefSeq and is a predicted model, not a curated record. Gene Ontology annotation, molecular function: oxidoreductase activity. The transcript has a single exon. Lineage: Eukaryota; Fungi; Ascomycota; Eurotiomycetes; Eurotiales; Aspergillaceae.
AUGUUCGCAGAUACAACUCCAAUUGACAUUUCUCCCUCCGCGAAGCAAGACAUACAGACGGAUCUCAACUACUGGGGUGGCACAUCCAACGACCCGAUCAUUGUUGAUUUCACCAAGCCCGAUGGGAAACGGAAAUUCGCAGAGGUGGAAAAGCAACAAGAGAAACAUUCCGUCCUGAUUCACGACAUCCGGGGAACCGAGGAACAGUACAACCUAGAAACACAUGGAUUCCAGUACCUUCACGACGAGAUCCCCGAGCUCGAUGACUGGACCGACGAGCAGAAGGUCAUCGACGCCCUGAUCCCAAAGUCGGAGGAGCUCGUCCGCAAACUGUGCGUACUCAUUCCUCCCAACAACGCCAGUCUCCUAACACGAACGGACAACAGAACCGGCGCCAAAGAAACAAUGACCUUCACCCACCGCAUCCGAUGCUUCUCCUCCGACGAAGCAAAACUAGCCGACAACCGCGCCCCAGCGCACAGCGUCCACACGGACUUCACCGUUGCAGGUGCGCUGCGCCAUCUCGAAACAGAGAUCCACGACCCGGAGCGCCUCAAGCGGCUGUUAAAGAGCCGAGCCAUGAUCAUCAACGUCUGGCGGCCACUGAAGACUGUUCAUCGAGAUCCUCUCGCGGUCUGUGAUUGGCGGUCCACCCGCCCGCAGCAGGAUAUCGUGCCCUAUCGAGUGAUCUUCCCGCAGGGCUGGAAUGAGCUCAGCAAGGUGCAAUACAGCCAAGAUCAUCGGUGGUACUAUCUCAGCAAACAGCAGCGUGAUGAGCCGCUGGUGUUCAAGCAGUUUGAUAGCGGCCAGUCGGAGGGGGGAGGAUGUACCGUGGCGCAUAGCGCGUUCGAGCAUCCUUCCAUGACGGAUUAUGAGCCUCGUCAGAGCAUUGAGAUCAAGAUGUUUGCGUUUCUGUAG